Molecule: messenger RNA, 721 nt
Organism: Bursaphelenchus okinawaensis
Lineage: Eukaryota; Metazoa; Nematoda; Chromadorea; Rhabditida; Aphelenchoididae
Source: the annotation of a GenBank genome assembly
AUGCAAAAGUCUACUGUUAUAUUGCUGUUCAUUGUUACUGUGGUAACAUGUAAUCACACUCCUUGUGACACAGCUCAUACCGCUGUCUGGAUGGUGUUCAAUGAUCUUGCCCAAGUUGAUAGAGAAUAUGCUUUGAAAUCUGCACUUCGUGGUCUGCAUAAAAAGAUUGUUGAUCCGGUAAGUCGGUUGUUGAUUGACCAAGAGCAAAGGUUGUAUACAUCAUGAUUAUGCAGUAGAUUUGCAAAUAGACUAUGCCAAGCUUUUUAGUCUACUUUUUGCAAUUUGAAUUUUUCUUUGCAAGACCUAAACUGAGCCUUUGAAACUAUAGUUUUAGAUAUGAGCUUAGUAGUCUUAGGCUGCGCCUAAAUGUUAGGCACGGCCAAUUUUGCUCAAGGCCGUCCCAAUCCGGCUCGAUUUGCUUCACGUAAAGUCGGGUCGGGCCAGACCGGGUUUUGAUUUUCAGGCCCGGCCGAUCUAAAUUUGGGUUAAAACCGGCUCGGCUCGUUCCGAAUGUCUACAUAGUUCAAGCCUCGGGUAGGGUAGGUUAAGGUAGGGUAGGGUAGGGUAAUUCAAAACAUUUGUUUUUCAGCAGACCUCCAUCGAUGACAAAAUUUGCUACCAAGCGAUACAACAAGCAUAUCAAGCACAAGUUGGCAUGACAGAGGCAACACCUUUCAAGUGUGAUGAGGCUUGUCGAUUCACAUUUGAUAUCAUUACAUAA